AUGGCACCACAAGAUCCCCCGCUUGAUGAGAUACAAUGGAGCCAUCCAAUGUGGCUUGCUGGGAAUUCAGGUCUUCAUGAAAAUACUGUUCUUCAUUACUUUGCGCAGUCACCAUUUUUUGAUCAAACCUCAAAUAAUGCGAUCCUAACGAUACAAGGUACGCUCAAUCCAAAUAUGUCGUACAUCCUUGCCACUCGUAGUGCCUUUGAGAGCCGACUCAAAACUAUGUCUGGACUGGAAUUUUUAGUUGCACAAGAACCUGCAGAGAUGGCGCCGGGUACUGGCACGGGAGUAUGGGUAAUUAGCAAGCAAACAAGAAGAAAGAGAGCUCAAGACGACGAUGAAAUUACAAAACAUGCAUCGUAUUUUGUAGUGGGAGAGAACAUUUAUAUGGCUCCUACUGUCGCAGAUGUACUGGGCAGUAGAAUGUUAUCAAUCUUCACCUCACUCACAAAUGCCAUCUCGAAAGCAUCCGAAUUACCCAAUUUUUCUCCCUCUCUCGGUCAUACAUAUAUGCCACCAGUUCCACCACGAACAAAAGCCAUUGCAUCAGCUUUCUCUCAGGCUUCCAAAGAGAAUACACCAUUGCCCGAUUCCCUUGCGACUGAAGCCAAGAAUCCCUCCACAAAUAUCUCCAACAACGUACUCGCAAAUCACCUUCUUGAAGAAACUCUUAACAUAUCGCUCAGAUAUGGCGAUGAAUAUAUGGAUGAAAAUCCUAUUACCGGAACUCCAGGUGAUUUCCAUUUUAGUACAACCGGUCGGAAGGAAAAAGAAAAGCUUAUGGUGCCACCAACAUCAAAACCAGCAGGUUUUGGUCUGAGUGGUAAACCUGCACCUCCUACGCCUUUAAAAACAGAUUUGGGCAUGCAAAAGAAAGGAAGUAAGGGAGAGAAAAGUCCUAGAACUCCAGGAUCAGGAAAGCCUAAAAGAAGAAAGAGUAAAGUGAUGAACGGAGGGGUGAGUCCUACAUAG
Messenger RNA from Botrytis fragariae, 975 nucleotides. RefSeq names its product putative mediator of rna polymerase ii transcription subunit 6 protein. Gene Ontology annotation, molecular function: transcription coactivator activity. NCBI's taxonomy places the organism in Eukaryota, Fungi, Ascomycota, Leotiomycetes, Helotiales, Sclerotiniaceae. The record is from RefSeq and is a predicted model, not a curated record. Bases 1 to 975 code for a protein of 324 amino acids. Gene Ontology annotation, cellular component: core mediator complex; mediator complex. The transcript has 2 exons. Gene Ontology annotation, biological process: regulation of transcription by RNA polymerase II.